AUGGCGAAGCAGGGCUCCCUGGGGUUAACCGAGGCCGAAAUCCUCAAAGAAAAGGGCCAAGAGCAUGUCGAAGAAGUCGUCCUCGCGCGGUUAACCGAGGAUGAUCUAUGGAAGUUGUCCGAAGAGUCCCUGACCAUCUGGUCCUGGACUGGGUUCCGGCUGGGGCUUAUUAUGUUUGUGCAUGGCUGCAACCAAGCUGGGUUUGGAAUCGACUGGGGCGUAAUCAGCGGCAUCAAUGCUUUACCGGAAUGGCACACCUACUUUGGAUUCGACACCAGCGGCAGCACGUACGGCCUCAUCAAUGCCUUGAUGAGUAUUGGUACCGUCUGUGGAGCACCAUUCAUGGGCUUUGCAGAUGUCAUUGGGCGACGUGGAAUCAACUUCACGGGAAACGCUAUUGUCAUCUUCGCUGCGAUUCUUCAAGGAUGUGCUCCCAACCUGCCGGCCUUUAUGGCGGGUCGUUUUUUCAUGGGAUUCGGAACGUCGCUCAUGUCUAGUUCGCAGUACAUCGGCGAGAUCUCUCCCAUCCAUCUGCGUGGUCGAAUGGUGGGUUUCUUUGGUGCAUGUUUCCAAGUAGGCAGCUUAGGAUGCCUCGGAGCCAUGAUUGGACUGGCCAACUUGUCAGGGAAUAAUUGUUGGCGUGUUCCACUCAUCCUCGAGGCCCUUUUUCCGACCAUCGUUUGCUCGACCAUCUUUUUCCUCACUCCCGAAUCACCCCGUUAUCUUGUCAUGAGAGGCAAUCGUCAAAAGGCCAAAGAAAUCGUGGCCAAGUAUCACACCACCAGCACAGACAUCAAUGAGCCGGUGGUGGAAAUUGUCGUCUCUCAAAUGGAAGAAUCUUUGGAAAAUGAUCGCACUGGUUUCAGAGAUUUUUGGGAUUAUCGCGUCUUCUUUACAAAGUUGGCUCGCUAUCGUCUUUUGGUGUUGGCCCUGUACUCGCUGUUCCAGCAGUGGUCGGGCGGCUCCAUCAUUACCUACUACAUGGUCGAUGCGCUUAAGACAGUAGGAAUCACGGGCACCAAGCAACAACUCGGGAUCACCAUCGGCACCACAGCAGUCUAUUUCGUUUUUACCGCGGUCGGCUCCCUUUUGGUCGACAAAAUAAGGAGGCGUACACUCAUCUUUGCAGGCUUGAUCAGCAUGAUCGUCUUUCAGACUGCAACAACGAUCACUUCGUGGCAAUAUAGCCUCCACGCUACCAAUGCCGCUGCCGCACUCACACUUCUCUGGAUCUUUCUCUUCCAGACUUUCAGCGCCACGUUCGUGGCGACGAUGCACAAUCUGUAUCCGGUCGAGAUCCUCUCACUGAGCCUUCGAGCCAGAGGUAUGGGUCUCUACAGUCUUAUCCAAGGUGCAGCCAGCGCAGUGCAGACAUACGGAAUCAGCGUCGGCAUUGCCAAGGUGGGAUACAAGAUAUGGGGGGUGUUCAUCGUCUACAACACCGUACAGCUCAUUCUGUCGUAUUUCAUUUUCCCAGAGACAGGCGGCUUGAGCUUGGAGGAGAUUGAUACGGUGUUUGAAACCCCUGGAGUUGCACCAGUCAAAAUGUCCCUGGACAUUCAACGCGCAAAAAAGGAAAGACUCAGGUCAACAAGAAGUGAGGCAUGUUGA
Molecule: messenger RNA, 1611 nt
Organism: Penicillium oxalicum
Lineage: Eukaryota; Fungi; Ascomycota; Eurotiomycetes; Eurotiales; Aspergillaceae
Product: putative MFS sugar transporter protein
Exons: 2
Coding region: 1-1611 (536 amino acids)
Biological process (GO): carbohydrate transport; transmembrane transport
Cellular component (GO): membrane
Molecular function (GO): carbohydrate:proton symporter activity
Source: RefSeq, a predicted model, not a curated record